GAUUGGAUGGAGAAGAAAGAACUUGGGAUGCAGAACCAAUUGUACGAAGAGCUGCUAGAAAGCGACUCCAUGGAAUAUCGAAGACUCCUUCGGGUGCCCCAUGACAUCUUCGUUGAACUACUGGCCCGCGUCCGUCCGCGAAUACAGAGGCAAACGACGAACAUGAGGCGUCCUGUGAGCGCGAAGACCCGUCUCCAGCUGACACUGCGAUACUUGGCAUCUGGGGAAUCCCAUCACUCCCUGAGCCGACAGUUUCGCGUCGGCCACAGCGCUGUGAAUGACAUAAUUCACAGCACGUGCGCUGUGAUCUACGACAUGCUGAAGGACGAAGAACUGGCAGCACCCAAGUCGACGGACGCCUGGCUGCGGGUGGCUCAGCAGUUCAGCGACCGGUGGCAGUUCCCAAACUGUGUGGGUGGCAUCGACGGGAAGCACGUCGCCAUUAUAAAACCUGCAAAGUCCGGAACUGUUUACUAUAACUACAAAAAAACGUAUAGUAUCCUUCUUUUUGCACUUGUUGAUGCUAGUUGCAAGUUCCUGUAUGUCGAUGUCGGGACGCCCGGCUCCAAGGGAGACGCUGCCAUCUGGCAAACCACCCCUCUUCAGAAGGCAGUCACAAACAGGAGUUCUGGGCUACCAGACCUGGUAGACAUGAACACUUCGUCUGGGCUCCAGCUUCCACCUGUGAUCGUGGGGGACGACGCGUUCCCUUUAUCAUCGAACUUGAUGAAACCCUUCGGCGGAAACAGCCUAACACCUGAACAGAAGAUCUUCAACUACCGGUGA
This is a messenger RNA of Ixodes scapularis (black-legged tick), 786 nucleotides long. RefSeq lists its product as uncharacterized. NCBI's taxonomy places the organism in Eukaryota, Metazoa, Arthropoda, Arachnida, Ixodida, Ixodidae. The annotation marks the transcript as partial. The transcript is spliced from 2 exons. The record is from RefSeq and is a predicted model, not a curated record.